AUGAAUUCAGAAGUUAACGCGAUGCAUGCAGGUUCUAACCCGUCGCAAGUUAACUUAAACAUGGUAUUCAAGGGUAACGAAAAGAACUCUGUUCGUUUAGCCCAACAAUUUCUGUUCAAACUUGACAUGGCCUUUAAACUACAAGAAAGUAUGGGAAAGGAUGUCUCAGAAUUAUUUAAGGUAGCAACCGCAAUGCUCAACCUCGAUGGAUCCGCUCUCGCCUGGUUCACUAACAGGUAUGGAAACUCCGAAUUACCUUUAUGGCAUCAAUUUGUCGAAGAGUUUACACUCGAAUUCUGUCCAACAGACGAAUUUGAGUUGAGACAAGUGGCAGCAAAAUACAAUGGCUGUCACCAAGGUAAAAAUUCCGUGGAACAAUUUAUCCAGGAAUUUGAAGGGUACCGGACCUUACUCCCAGGUGAGUAUGAGAACGAAUGGGCCACCAGAGAUAGGUUUGUGCAAGGAUUACGUGCAGAAAUUAGAGGACGCGUAUUCCAACAUAGACCAAACUCGCUUGCUGAAGCCAAAUUUUUAGCAAGAGACUUUGAGAAGGACUCAGCACCCAGAGCUAGAGACUUUAGAUUCUCGCAUCAAGAUAGAUGGAGAGGUGAACCAAUGGAAAUAGACUCCAUUAAAAAUAAAAAUUAUCGUGGUCGGAAUUUUGACAGUUAUAAAAGAAACAAGAAUUACAACAGAAACUAUAAUGGUGGUUACGCUGGUAGAAAACCAAGACAGAGAAAAUUUAAAUUAGUUAGGAACCAAAAGGUGGUUGGUUCCGAUAUUGCUAUAAACCCACCUACAAUAGAAAAUGCAAAUCUGCAAUUAAAGAACGAGAUUCAACACUCUACUAAGUUUGACAAGUAUAUACUAGAUAACAAGGAUAUAGAAAAUUUAAGUGUUUCGAACGUUUACAUGGAUAGGAAAGAACUUCCGCUUUUGAAAGUUAAAAAUGAAUUAUUUAAGGAAUGUGUUGCUUUAGUUGACAGCGGUGCGUCAAGAAACUUUUUGGAUUACGAAUUCGUUAAAUCACAUCAAUUAGAAAAUUAUUUAGAGCCUACAGAAUUUGAAGAUGUUGUCGCCGCUAAUAAGAAAACGAUCAGCGUUAAAGGAGAAUUAACCUUAGAAUUACAAUUUAAGCUAAGAGACGAAUGGCAAAAUGAGAAUAUUAGAUUCUUAGUCUUAGAGAAUAUCAACCAUAAAAUGAUAUUAGGUUUCCCAUUUGUUAAAGAUCAUGGAAAUAAAGUUGACUGGGAAAAUAUCGAAAAGGAAACGGAAACUCCUGAAAUCCCAGAUAUCGAAGAACAAAUAGAGUCAAGCGACGAAAACGACUUAGAAGAAACACAAGAAAAUGAACUUAUAGGUAUUAACUCCAUGCGUGCAGUUAGAAGAAAUUUAAAGAAUGUUGAUAAUUAUCCAUUAUUACUGUUUGUGCAGUCAGUUGAAGAAAAAGAAAACAAUAAUGUUUUAGAAGAACCUUACGGUGGUGUUGUUGGAAUUAGGAAGAAAAUUCAUGAAGAAUUUAGAGAUGUGGUGACCAAUGACCAACCCACCAGUUUACCUCCCCAAAGGGAUUUGACUCACAGAAUUAUACUCAUUGAACCUACCAAGAGUACAUACAGACGCCAGUACAAAUUAAGUUAUUCAGAGAAACAAGAGCUGAAUAAACAAGUUGAUGAACUGCUAAAACAAGGUUUUAUCAAGCCUAGCUCCAGUCCUUUCAAUAGUCCUGUAUUAUUUGUCAAGAAGAAAGAUGGUAGUAUGAGAAUGUGUGUCGAUUAUAGGUUAUUAAACAACAAUACGGUAAAAGACAAGUUCCCAAUACCACGAAUCGAUGAAUUAAUCACAUGUUUUGGAGGAGCUUCAGUAUUUUCCAAGUUGGAUUUGAUGUCAGGGUACUUUCAGGUCAGAAUCGCAGAAAAUGAUAUGGAAAAAACAGCCUUUUCCACAGAUUACGGUCACUACGAGUGGGUUGUGAUGCCUUUCGGUUUAACCAACGCCCCUAGUACUUUCCAAAGAAUGAUGAAUAGGAUUCUAGCACCUUAUUUGAACCAAUUUGUUCAGGUGUACCUGGAUGAUAUUAUAAUUUACUCAAAGACUGUCGAAGAACACUACAGUCACAUUGAAAAAAUAUUGGAAUUGCUCAGGAGAAAUAAGCUGAUUGCGAAGAAAAAGAAAUGCUCAUUUUACUUCAAAACCUUAGGUUUCUUAGGACAUCUCAUUUCAAGCAGAGGUAUCCAGACUGACCCUGCUAAGAUAGACAAAAUCAAGAGUUGGCCAAUUCCGAAAAACGCCAAAGACGCUCAAUCAUUCCUAGGAUUAGCUGGUUAUUAUCGAAGAUUUAUCAAAGAUUAUUCUAAGAUUGCAUCUCCUAUAAUGGAAUUCGCAAAUAAGAAAUGUGUUUGGAAAGAACCUCAAGAUAAAGCAUUCGAAGAGCUGAAAGGAAAGUUGAUUAAUGCCCCAAUUUUAGUACAUCCUAUUUGGGAAGAUGGUUAUACAUUUGUGGUGCACACAGAUGCUUGUGGUACUGCGUUAGGUUACGUGUUAGAACAGCUUGAUUCAGAUGGAAAAUUACGUGGUGUAAUAGCCUAUGGCUCCAGGAAAUUAAUAGGUUCAGAAUUAAAUUAUUCAAUAUAUGACCGUGAAUUUCUCGCUGUUGUCGAAGCAUUAAAGAACUGGCGUUACUAUUUAUUAAAUCGGCACUUUGUAUUGAAAACAGAUCACAGAUCGUUGGUCUAUUUAAAGCGACAGAAUGCAAUAGAUAGCCAUAGAGUGGCCAGAUGGUUGGAUUAUUUAGCUGAUUACGAUUUCACCAUUCAGUACGUGAAAGGUCCUACUAAUUCAGUAGCAGACGCUUUGUCUAGGUACCCCUACGAGGAGAAAGAAGUUGGUAUCAACACAAUAGAAUCGGUGUUAACACCAAAUCAGGAACUGCUAGAACGGAUCAUUAAGUCGUACGAUGAAGACAAUGAAAUUAAGGAGAUAUACGACAUAUUGAAAGAGAAUUUGCCGAUCCCGAAGUCAAUCCAUAACCACAUCAAACAUUAUUCAAUUGAGGAUAAUUUACUAUAUUUCUCAGUGGUUAAAGGAGGAAAUGAUCGAAGAAUAGUAGUCUCCCCUAAGUCUAAGUUGGUUCAGGAAAUUAUUGGUAACGCUCAUGACGGUAACUCUGCUGGUCAUUUCGGGUAUUUCAAAACAUACAUGAGACUUCACCCUAUGUUCUACUGGCCAAAUAUGCUAAAAAGCGUGAAGAGAUAUUGUCAAAGAUGUACGGUUUGCCAGAAAACCAAACCCGAGACAACUGGUCAAAGAGGAUUAUUUUCCCCUCUUCCAAUUCCUGAAGGAAGAUGGACAGACAUCAGUUUGGAUUUUGUCACAGGUGUUCCCAGAUGCAAAAAUGGACACGAUAUGAUUUUGGUAGUGGUGGAUAGAUUCACGAAGAUGGCACAUUUCAUCCCCACUAGGAAAACUGCAACCGCAGAGCAAUGUGCAAAAUUGAUGGUAGAUAAUUGUUUUAAAUUACAUGGGAUUCCAAAAAGAAUGGUUUCGGAUAAAGAUAUAAGGUUCAUGAAUAAAUUUUGGUUUACGGUGUACAAGAUAUUUGGUACAUCCUUACUUUUCUCGACCACUAAUCAUCCUCAAACCGAUGGUCAAACAGAAAGAACGAACAGAAUCUUAAACCAGUUACUAAGAAAUUAUGCGAGUAACGAUCUCUACAGUUGGGACAAAUGGUUGUCAAUGGCCGAAUUUGCCUACAAUAGUUCCCAUCAAGUCUCGAUAGGUUCAUCACCAUUUGAAGUUUGCUAUGGUUACUUACCAGACUCGCCAAUGUUUAUUUCUAGCAGUCGUGUUUCAAGUAGAAGGUACAGCAAUAAAGCUGAAGAAUUCGCAUUAGAAAUGAAAGUCAUCAUGGAAAAUGUGAAAGAAAACAUGAUUGAAGCGCAAAGAAGUCAGGAAACACAGCAUAAUAAGUCGAGAGUGUACGAAACAUUUGAAGUUGGAGAUUGGAUACUAUUACACAAAGAUGCAUAUGGUAGUGAUAGAUUGUAUUACAAAAUACAACCGGUAUACUACGGACCCUACAAGGUUGUCAAAAAGAUAUCAGACAACGCUUACGAAGUUGAUUUACCGAAAACGAAUAAAAAGGAUAGAGUAAUCAAUGUCAGAUGGCUUAGAAGAUUCUUACAAACGGAUAAACAGUUUCCCAAGGUACCCCCAAGAACAAUAGCUGAAGCAAGAAGUAGACUGACCGAGAUUAUCGGUAUAGCUGGUAUCGACGAAACAAACGAUACAUUGGAUGUCUACUGGAAAGAUUGUGACCCUUGUCAUAGUUCAAGCAUCCCAUUUUCAUUAUUUUUAGAGAUCCCAGAAGAUUUACAGAGAACUUUAUGGGAUAAUGCAAAAGCAAUUGAUAAGGACAAUAAACUUCGGGACGAAGUUUCUAAAGCGGCGGAGUAA
Pichia kudriavzevii is the source of this 4455-nucleotide messenger RNA. RefSeq lists its product as uncharacterized. The record is from RefSeq and is a predicted model, not a curated record. Gene Ontology annotation, molecular function: nucleic acid binding. Lineage: Eukaryota; Fungi; Ascomycota; Pichiomycetes; Pichiales; Pichiaceae. Gene Ontology annotation, biological process: DNA integration.